Molecule: messenger RNA, 597 nt
Organism: Spodoptera littoralis (African cotton leafworm)
Lineage: Eukaryota; Metazoa; Arthropoda; Insecta; Lepidoptera; Noctuidae
Source: the annotation of a GenBank genome assembly
AUGCGCAGGAGUCGACAAUUAUACGUGAUUGUUAACAAAUCUGUCAAUUGGUACCGCUAUAUAAGGGACAAAGUUGUACUUACCAUGUUAAACCUGUCUGACAUGGGAUCGCGUAACGUCUUUGUCGCGCUCGUGGUGUUAACAGUGGGUAUGAGAGAGACAGAACCAUCCAAGGAUCCUAUGAAGUACAUCGCCUCAGGAUUCGUGAAAGUUCUGGAAGAAUGCAAGCAUGAGCUAAACAUGAAUGACCACCUCAUAGCAGACCUGUUCCACUACUGGAAGCUGGAGUACACGCUGCUGAACCGGGACACUGGCUGCGCCAUCAUCUGUAUGGGUAAGAAGCUGGACCUGCUGGACGUUAACGGAAGAAUGCAUCAUGGCAAUGCACAGGAGUUUGCCAAGAAACACGGUGCUGGUGAUGAAGUAGCAUCACAGAUAGUCCAAAUAAUCCACGAAUGUGAGAAGAAGCACGAGCGUGAUGAUGACGAGUGUCUCCGUGUGCUGGAGGUGGCCAAGUGCUUUAGAACCGGUAUCCAUGAGCUAAACUGGCAGCCUAACGUCGAGGUCAUUGUGAGUGAGGUCCUCACGGAAAUAUAG